This is a messenger RNA of Lampris incognitus (smalleye Pacific opah), 5363 nucleotides long. RefSeq names its product nicotinamide phosphoribosyltransferase 2 (gene nampt2). Bases 250 to 1749 code for a protein of 499 amino acids. The transcript is spliced from 11 exons. Gene Ontology annotation, molecular function: nicotinamide phosphoribosyltransferase activity. NCBI's taxonomy places the organism in Eukaryota, Metazoa, Chordata, Actinopteri, Lampriformes, Lampridae. The record is from RefSeq and is a predicted model, not a curated record. Gene Ontology annotation, biological process: NAD+ biosynthetic process.
GACACCAAAACCCGAAAAAAACUGUUCACGUUAUGGGUUAGUUGUAUGUGCGGCACGGCUAAGUUUCGGUUCUACUCGCUACUUACAGAGAAACGAGAUUAUACGCAGUGGGCAAGGCUGCUUUUCUUUUGCUCGUUAUUCUUCUCGCCAGGCGCCCGUCACUUUCCGUUUCAUUUAGCCUAUGUUUCGCCCCCUACUCAUUUCAAGGAAACCGAAGUGUUGUGACAUUCAAGUCAUUCAUUCACCACAAUGGCAGCGCAGGAUUUUAAUUUCUUGCUGGCGACAGACUCUUAUAAGAUUACACACUACAAACAGUACCCUCCCAACAUCAGCAAAAUCUACUCCUACUUUGAGUGCAGACGCAAGAAGGGCUCCCAGUUUAACGAGGUGGUAUUUUUUGGGCUCCAGUACCUGCUGAAGAAGUACCUUACUGGCCCAGUGGUCACAGAGGAGAAGAUUCAAGAGGCCAAGCUUUUUUACCAGAUGCACUUCAAACAGGAUGUAUUCGACGAGGAGGGCUGGAGGAAAAUCCUAGAGAAAUAUGAUGGUCGUCUCCCUAUUCGAAUCAAAGCUGUACCUGAGGGCAAGAUCAUACCCAGAGGGAAUGUGCUCCUCACAGUGGAAAACACAGAUCCUGACUUUUUUUGGUUAACCAACUACACUGAGACCAUGCUGGUGCAGAUGUGGUAUCCAAUCACAGUAGCUACCAUCUCCAGGGAGUUUAAGAAGAUCUUGGCAAAGCAUCUGAAAGCCACAUCAGGGAACUUGGAGGGCCUGGACUUCAAGCUGCAUGACUUUGGCUAUAGAGGAGUCUCCUCACAGGAGUCAGCAGCAUUAGGAGGGGCAGCUCACCUGGUCAAUUUCUGCAGCACUGACACCGUUGCAGGACUGCUGAUGGCCCAGCGCUACUAUAGCUGUCCCAUGGCUGGCUUCUCCAUUCCAGCGGCAGAGCACAGUACAAUCAUUUCCUGGGGAAGAAGCAAGGAGAAGGAGGCCUUCGAGAGACUGCUGGACCAGUUCUCUACAGGGCCGGUGUCCGUAGUCAGCGAUAGCUACGACAUCUUCAAGGCCUGCAAGCACAUCUGGGGAGACAAGCUAAAGGAUCGUGUCAUGGAGCGCAGCCAGGACUCCUGUCUGGUCAUCCGGCCUGAUUCAGGAGACCCCGCUGAGACUCUCAUCCAGGUCAUCAAGAUUCUUGAAGAGUGUUUUGGUUGCUCAGUAAACUCUGUGGGUUACAAGGUUCUGCCUGCUUACCUACGCAUCAUUCAGGGAGAUGGCAUUGACCUCAACUCAGUAGAUGAGAUCCUGCAGAAGCUGAGUGAUGAGGGCUGGAGUGCUGAGAAUGUCUUCUUUGGUUGCGGGAGCGCCCUCCUUCAGAAGCUCAACAGAGAUACACUCAGUUGCGCCUUCAAGUGCAGCUAUGUGGAGACCAAUGGCAAGGGGAUGGACGUAUAUAAGCAGCCCGUGACAGACCCCUCCAAGGGGUCAAAGAGGGGUCUUCUGUCGCUGAGAAGGAACUCUGAUGGCUUUUUAGAGACAUUAGAGAGGGGAGUGGGCAAACCCGAGGAGGACCUGUUGGUGACGGUGUUUGAGAAUGGCUCCCUUCUACAGGACUACUCCCUGGAGGAGAUACGCAAGACUGCGCGACUGUGGGAGGAGGAGGUGAGCCCCAACCAGCACAACCAAGACCACAAGCAGCCUGAGAACCUGGAGCUUCUUCAGAAGCAUAUCCUCAAUGGCCUGCAUUAAUCAACACACAACAUCUCCUGAAUGUUACGUUAUUGUAUUUUACAGGGUGUACUAAUAGCUAUGGAGGCUGAGAAAGCGCACCUUUGAUGCGCACUGCUGCAUUAGUACACAAUGUGGGCCUCAGUGUUAUAUGAAAAGACACACCAGGGCACAAUAUAAACUAAACCUCUUAUGAGUGGAAUGCUGGAGUCUCUCCCAGCGGUCACCACCUUACCUCCUCCUGACAAGGCCUAGAAUGAGUUUGUGCUGAUAGUUAGAAUUAUAUUUUUGUUAUUAAUCAAAGGCCAGCGGCAAAACUAUAACAUAGCCAUAAAGCUGUGGGUGACAAUGUGAACAUGGUGUAGGGUGAGGGCUGUGUGUGUGACUAUGUGUUUUCUGAUAAGCAGUAUUGGGGCAGUUAAUGGUUAGGGGAGGGAUGGGAUGGGGUUAACUUCAGACCUAGAUCUGUUAACACUCCAAAUUCUCAACCAUUCUUUAUGCAACUGAUGCACAUUCAUUUUAUUAUUUGUGUUAGCGCUCAGUCCUGGACAAACAUUCUUGGACAACCGCAGUCAAAACUCAGGGUCAAAUUGGAUAAUCUCAUUCGGUUAAUUGUUGCCUUAAGGUUUGUCCUUCUUUUUUAAAAAAAAAUCUCUUAGAUCAUAAUCUGUCCAUGCAAUCACUGAAUGGCAUGCCAAUAAUACGACAGGAUACGUAACAUCUUGAGUUUUAAUCUUCCCUUGACUGUUAGUCAAGGGACAGCCCAUUACAAAUACCCAAGGCUCAGCGUUUUCGGUUUUUACCGAUUUUCACCGAAAAAUACCCAGAUUUUUAAACUGAUUUUUACCCGGAUUUUAUGUUUCCACGGAUCCAAAAGUUGUUCCUGUUCGUGUGAGGUUAUGUAACAGUGUCCCCUUGUGGCGAAAUUCGGCAUGCUGGAUGGCUUUGAAAAAUAAAAACCGAAAACGCUGAGCCUUGCAAAUACCCAAGCUUUCAAAGUCCCGGCCUUCAGGCUUAUGAAGGUUAUGUUUUAGUCCCUACAGGACACCAUACCAGCACAGCCUGGAAGCAUAUUCAUGUUUGCCAAAAAUACAAGUCUGGUCUCUUAUCUAAAAUUUUCUGACGAUAUGCAACAGUCUCUAUAUAAUUCAUAAAAUGAAUUGUAAAGAGGAAAAUAAAUAAUUUGGUUUUUGUGAGGUUUGUGAAAACCGUUUUGUCAUAAUCUCUGGUUUUGCAAAUAUGCCAAGAAUGGGUGUGUGAGUUUGAUGACACCUUUUGGAAAAUUCAUUGGUUGGAUCCAGAUCUCUUGGCCAUCCAUACACAGCAAGACGUAAUUUCAGUGCAUUCUGAAACAUAAAUAUGCAGGAAUGAAGGGUAAUCAUGAAGUAAGACAUUUCAUAAGCUUUUUCAUUCACUUCUCAUGAUAUCCCAGUGCUUCUUUGAACGUACUGCCUUAAGGGAAGUCGAAACGAAAUGUGUUGAUGGGCUGUUUCCGCUAUUUAUUCCACUGGCUGUUUGCUAACUCCACAAAAGCUCAUGAAGUGGUAUUAUCAAUGUAAUUACUUGCUUUUAUGUCAAGUAUAGUUUUGCUUCCAAUAAAACUGCAGUUGAGAUGCAGACACAGAGACAUGCAGAAACUACACUGCUUGCUUACUUGUCGUCAUAUUCUGUGUGCAUCCUAUAUUAUUGUGUUUUAUUCUAGAUUUGAAUUAAGGAAAAAAAAUAGCUAGAGUUUAAAGGGCAAUCUGGCCAAGAAGCUAACUAUCAGAAUUUAUGUAGGAACGAGUAAGUCGCUGUUAAAUCACAGUCAUUUGUAUCAAGUGUAGUAUAAAGUAAUUAAUUAUCUGGCCACACUGUUGCAAUGCUCACUUUUACACCAAUAUUUCACUCUUCAUUCUGACAGAUUCAAACAAUUCAGAGGUUCCGAGUAGCUCCCUUUAGUUUAACGCCAUUUCUCUAUUUAAACGUAGUGUAGCGUUGUGGUUUUUAGUUGAAAGUCUUCCAGUGCACCUCCUCUGUUUCACGCCAACAUUUGUCACGCGAAACACCUUUCCCUUGACCGGGUUUGAGAUAUGUGUUAUUGGGGUUUUGGUAUUAAAAUCUGGGACUUCUUUUCAUUUUUGUCGUAUUCCAGGGACAUGUCAAGUCGCUGAUACUCAGUCAUGUGCCACGUUACUCAGGUUUUCACUCCAACCAUGUGCCAGCAGAUUUCACUAAAUCUUCCUGUGCUGUCUGGUUGAAGGCGUCCUGAUUGGGCUGGAAGGAAAGGUCACCAUGGUAGGCCCAGACAGUACCAUCGAAGGCUGAUAGGGCAGACGUUCAAAUGAGACGUCGGCCCGAGGUUAUCUAGAGUCACCAAAGCGGCCCGGGACACCGCACGGCCCUCUGUGUCACAUGAUUGAGCAUCAUCGUUAAAUUAUUUCAGAUUGCCUUUGUAUUUAAAAAAAAUUUGUGUUAAUUUUUAAACUUUUCAAUGUUUUUCUUUCUUUUCUUUUUUUUAAUGAAGUUGAAGAUGCUGUUAGAAAAUACUUUUUCCUGUUACCUCCGGCUUGGUCGGGCGUCCCUACAGACACAAUUGGCCGUGUCUGCGGGUGGGAAGCCAAAUGUGGGUCUGUGUCCUGGUCGCUGCUCUAGCGCCUCCUCUGGUCGGUCGGGACGCCUGUUCGGGGGGGAGGGGGAAGUGGAGGGAAUAGCGUGAUCCUCCCACGCGCUACGUCCCCCUGGCGAACCUCAUCACUGUCAGGUGAAAAGAAGCGGCUGGCGACUCCACAUGUAUUGGAGGAGGCAUGUGGUAGUCUGCAGCCCUGCCCGGGUCGGCAGAGGUGGUGGAGCAGUGACAAGUGGGGUAAUUGGCCGGAUACAAUCGGGGCGAAAAAGCGGGGGGGAAAGAAAAAUCCAAAAAGAAAAAAGAAAACUGUUUUUCCAUUCCGUCAUGGGAUUGACAUGCAGAAAUAACUGAUUUGUUUUCAUUCUGAAAAUUAAAUCUCGAGCGGUCGACACUCUGCAACUUGCAAACUGGGAUUUGCUUUGCCGGUGUCGUUAACCCGUGUCGUUCCUUAUUAUAAUUUGAGUUCGACUAAUUUCCAACGCAAAAUAUUUCACUCAAAGCCAAAUUAGGCACUUUUCGGACAUCGAAGAAGAAUAGUCACAAGCCAGAUGAGUCUGACCAUUUGAUCACAAUGAUCUGUAUCUCUCUACCAGGCAUCAGUUUGCUUGUAUGUUUAUUUUAAUUUAUUCUAAAUACUCUGUGACACACUGGCACAACAGUGUGUUUGAUUCUGUUUCGAGCUGUCGCUCUUCCUUGUGUGAUGUCCACUGCCUGUUACUGUUGGGAUUUUAUGCUCAUGUUUAGUGUAUGUUGAUUUGCAUUGUUGUAGUAAUGCAGUCUGCCACUACAUAUGGCCAGGAUGAUGAUUAGCAUUUAUUAUCUAAUAUUCUGUGUUGAUAUAGGUCGAGCACUAAUUAUUUAUAUGACCCAUUUUGACUUCUUUUGUAAAUACAUUUCUGAGGAGGAUUUGCUCUUGAUUGAUGUUGUUUGUGAUUAUUUCCAUUUGUAUGUGUGCUUUAUAAAGCAACACUUUUUAAGAUGAACAGUGAACCUAAUGCUCUUGCCCCCCUGUGUGAGGAAUAUUACA